Molecule: messenger RNA, 558 nt
Organism: Tauraco erythrolophus (red-crested turaco)
Lineage: Eukaryota; Metazoa; Chordata; Aves; Musophagiformes; Musophagidae
Source: RefSeq, a predicted model, not a curated record
AUGGGACUGUUGGUGUUUAUGCGUAACCUGCUGCUAGCCCUCUGCCUCUUUCUAGUACUGGGAUUUCUGUACUAUUCUGCUUGGAAGUUGCACCUCCUCAGAUGGGAGGACUCAAGUAAGUAUGAGCACCGUCACUCCCCUGCCACGUCAAAACCUGUGGCAAAAUAUGACAAACUGGGCUUUCUCCUGAACCUGGACUCAAAAUUGCCUCCAGAAUUGGCAUCAAAGUAUGCAAAUUUCUCUGAGGGAGCGUGCAAGCCUGGGUAUGCAUCAGCGCUCAUGACUGUCAUCUUUCCAAAGUUCUCGAAGCCGGCACCAAUGUUCUUGGAUGAUUCCUUCAGGAAGUGGGCGCGUAUCAGGGACUUUGUACCCCCUUUUGGAAUUAAAGGACAAGAUAAUCUGAUCAAAGCCAUCCUGUCAGCAACCAAAGAUUACCGUCUAACUCCAGCUCUUGACAGUCUCAGCUGCCGGCGAUGUAUUAUUGUGGGAAAUGGUGGAGUACUUGCAAAUAAGUCGUUGGGGUUAAAAAUUGAUGACUAUGAUGUUGUCGUCAGGUGA